Achroia grisella is the source of this 1765-nucleotide messenger RNA. It is a transcript of the gene Cyp307a1, whose product is annotated as cytochrome P450 307a1. The coding region runs from base 52 to 1659 and encodes 535 amino acids. Gene Ontology annotation, molecular function: heme binding; oxidoreductase activity, acting on paired donors, with incorporation or reduction of molecular oxygen; monooxygenase activity. Lineage: Eukaryota; Metazoa; Arthropoda; Insecta; Lepidoptera; Pyralidae. The record is from RefSeq and is a predicted model, not a curated record. The transcript has 2 exons.
ACCGCCAAUAAAGAGACACUCGUAUUAAAAAUUUCUUUUUAGAAACAUAAUAUGAGUGCCAUAAUCCUUGUGCUGGUAGCCAUUUUGGCUUACAAUUUCUUCUCAAGGAAAGCCGUCACGUGGAGGAGUUCGAAAUUCAAAAAUGACAAGCCAGUAUUCAAAACCGCGCCCGGCCCGAUUCCUUUGCCCGUCGUUGGCAGCUUGCAUUUGCUUGGAAAAAAAGAAUCUCCUUUCCAAGUAUUUACGGAGCUGGCUAAAAAUUAUGGCGACAUAUUUAGCAUUAAGUUAGGCAGUACACCAUGUUUGGUUGUGAACAAUUUGGAGUUGAUACGCGAAGUUUUGAAUCAGAACGGAAAAUUCUUCGGUGGUCGCCCCGACUUCAUGCGGUUUCACAAGCUCUUCGACGGCGACAGAAACAAUUCUUUGGCCCUAUGUGACUGGUCUAAUCUCCAACUAAGGCGUCGCAACCUUGCAAGACGGCAUUGCGGUCCCAAACAGCACACCGACAGCUACGCAAAGAUCGGAACCGUCGCUACAUUCGAGUCUAUCGAACUAAUCCAAACUUUAAAGUCCAUCACUAGAACCUCCGACAGCAGCAUUAACUUGAAGCCUAUCCUCAUGUCUACAGCUAUGAACAUGUUCUCCCAUUACAUGUGCAGUGUCAGAUUUGACGAGAACGAUCCCGAAUUCAGGAAAAUCGUAGACCACUUCGAUGAGAUCUUCUGGGAAAUAAACCAGGGGUAUGCCGUCGAUUUCUUGCCGUGGCUCGCGCCUUUUUACAAGAAACACAUGGAAAAAUUGUCCAGUUGGUCUCACGAUAUCAGAUCCUUCAUUUUAUCCAGAAUUGUUGAACAGAGGGAGCUCAAUUUGGAUGUGGACGUCCCCGAAAAAGAUUUCUUGGAUGGACUGUUAAGGGUUCUACAUGACGAUCCGACAGUUGAUAGAAAUACUAUUAUAUUUAUGCUCGAAGAUUUCCUGGGCGGUCAUUCUUCUGUUGGUAACCUUGUUAUGCUCUGUCUGGCAGCUGUGGCGAGAGAUCCUGACGUCGGUAAGAGAAUUCGGUCGGAAAUCGACGGAUUCAUUAAAGGGAAACGCGCUAUAGGACUAUCUGAUAGAAGUAACCUUCCAUAUACAGAAGCAACUAUUCUAGAAUGUUUAAGAUACGCAUCAUCACCUAUUGUACCUCAUGUGGCCACGGAGAACGCAGCAGUAGCCGGUUAUGGCGUCGAGAAAGGUACUGUAGUAUUUAUCAACAAUUACGAAUUAAAUACAUCAGAACAAUACUGGGAGAAACCGGAUAAAUUUGAUCCUUCGAGAUUUUUAGAGAAGAGUAAGGUGCGGGUACGAAGAAAUUCUCAAUGCGACUCCGGUAUGGAAUCAGACGGUGAAAGAAACGGGCCCAUAGACAAAGCUACUGAGACAGAAAAGGAGGUUACAUCAGUUAAAAGGAAUAUACCACACUUCCUGCCGUUUAGUAUCGGAAAAAGGACGUGUAUAGGUCAAACAUUAGUUACGACAAUGAGUUUUGUUAUGUUCGCGAAUAUAAUGCAAGAGUUUGAGGUAGCGGCUGAAAAUUUAGAUGAUUUAAGACAAAAGCCAGCAUGUGUAGCUUUACCCAAAGACACAUUUAAUUUAUAUCUCGUCCCACGGAAACACUGACUGUAAUUAUUCUCACAUUUUAGGUAUAGACUCUCGAGAUCAGUGUCAUAUUAAUUUGUUUUUUUUUUUACGCUAACCACAGAUUAAAUAUUAGGUUACAAAUGAG